GUAACAAAAUUUUGAACAGGCGGAUCGCAUUACGUUCUCAAAGCUGACCUUGGUUUACUUUGUCUUCUCCCUCGUCCACUGCAUCCUCCAGGUCGUCCUCCAAGUCCAAUCAUUCACGGUCAACAUGGAAGGAGCGCGCUUCCUUAACAAUAUCAUCAUCAAGGGCAACGCGACGGAAUCAGGUUUUACCGUAUAUAGCGGAAAUGACCUCCGCCUCUGUGACAGUGUCCCGAACACCGUGGAUGCGAGCUCUUGCUCUGUGGUGUGGAGCAGUACUCGUAACGGCUCUCUCCCAAGUUCCUCGAACACAAGCGCACAGAACGUUGCUGAAGCUUUGAGCAGCUUGUCGUCCUCGUCGCUCAUAAGCCUAUCCACCAGCUUGACAAGCGCCAGCGCUUCUGUGCGCCUGAGUUCUUCGACCUCGGUCACUGCUUCGUCGACUUCCUUGGCUUCGUCUACAGCUGCAAACGCUACAUCAGUGUCUUCUAUCAGGGUAUCUCCAGCAGCCUUGGUGUCCGACUCUCCAAGUGCAACGAGCUCAAAGCCUAAGAGCACUGUUACUGUCACUGUUUCACCCACAAUCUCGAACGCAUCGCAGUUCAAGGACGCCAUUCAAUUUACUACCGUCGCUGCUACUCGGACAGUGACGGUUACCUCGAAAGCAUCUACUGCUGCAUCUACGUUGGCACCGGCCAAAGCUGACGGUGGCGAGAACGAUCUUGAACUUCAGGACAAAACAGUCACUCAUGAAAAGGUAUGAGGAGGAUCACACCAAGUUUUUCAUCUGCUAACAGCUAAGCCAGAGAGGUGGCGGCGGUCCAGAGAUCUCUGUCGCGCUUGCGUCGAAUGGUAGUGCACAAGUUCAGAUCGAGGAUCUCCCCGGAAUCGGCAAGGUCACCCUAAGUGAGACUUGCCUGGUGGCCCUGAAUUGGCCUGUGUCAAAGUACGGAUGCUUCAGAAGCUCACAUUUCUGAUGACUGAGCGGUUCUCUGGUAUUCAGGGUGGACAAUACCAAGCGCGAGGAUCUUAUGUUUAUUGGCUAUUCGAUUUGGGUCCUUGGCAUGUCCAUUGUCGCGAUCCUGAACGAAUCGCCUCCUCAUAUGUGAGUCUCUGAGCUUUGGCCG
Messenger RNA from Phanerochaete carnosa HHB-10118-sp, 1124 nucleotides. RefSeq lists its product as uncharacterized. The transcript has a single exon. The coding region runs from base 125 to 760 and encodes 211 amino acids. NCBI's taxonomy places the organism in Eukaryota, Fungi, Basidiomycota, Agaricomycetes, Polyporales, Phanerochaetaceae. The record is from RefSeq and is a predicted model, not a curated record.